Rosa rugosa (rugosa rose) is the source of this 1552-nucleotide messenger RNA. RefSeq lists its product as uncharacterized. The transcript has 5 exons. The record is from RefSeq and is a predicted model, not a curated record. The coding region runs from base 101 to 1351 and encodes 416 amino acids. NCBI's taxonomy places the organism in Eukaryota, Viridiplantae, Streptophyta, Magnoliopsida, Rosales, Rosaceae.
CACCAAUUCUAUUCCUGGUUGUCUAGGCCUUCCAGACCUUCUCUGCCUCCUGUGGAGUAAUGUGCCACACAACAAUGGCGAACGAGUGAGCUCUCUGGUAAUGGAUUUGGAAUCAACCAUGGUGAGCUUAAGAAGACAGAAACGCUUGAGGCCAUGCUCUGGAAGUAGUUCGGGUGUAGCUUCACUUCCUGGUUUUUGUGACAAUGGAACUUCUCUUCAAGCUUCUACCCAGGAAAAACCUGAUAAUGUGCAUCUCACACCUUCAAACAAUGUAAAUCAAUCAGAGGAGGCUUCCCAAAAUGAAUCAUUGAGAGACCCAGCAGCUGCUGAGAGGGUUUUGCUGGACCUACUUGGCCCUGCUUAUACCAGGAUUAUGCAGGCGUAUGCUGACUGCGGUCUGAAGAAGAACUUAGCUCACCAUGCCCUUGCCUCCUGCCUCCAUAUUGCUAUGUGGCUAAGGGUUACUGGGGAUGCCUCUAAGGAGCGAGAUGAAGCAAUAGCUCAUGUUGCAGAGCUGGAGAAAAGAGUUGGAAACUUUGUAGAAACCACUACCAAACAGGAGGCAGUAAUCGAGUUUCUGAGGCAACAGGUCCUGGAAUACUCUAGCAUGAAGAGGGAGUAUGAGUCCAAGCUUGAUGGUUUGUUAAAUGAUGUUAGUCAGCAGAGGCAGAAGGCUGAAAUGUGGGAGAGUAAGUGGAAGGAGCAGGAGGCCUUGCAUCAGGUUAAGGCUACUCGUCUGGAGGAGUUUUCUUGUCACCUGGAAGAGGUCUUGAAGCAGCUUGGGGAAGCCAAUGCUGACCUUUCUGAGGUCACUCAGGGCCUUCAUGUGGCUAGGGAAGGUAUUGAGAAGUUCACAGGUACCUUUACUCAGGCUGAGGUUAAAGUGAAGCAGCUCCAGAAGAGCUGUGAAAUGUAUAGGGUGCUUCGUGACAUGGAGAAGGAAAAGCAUACCAAAGAAAGGACUGCUCCAAGUGCUGAGCUCAAGGAGGAUCUCCAGAGGAAUGAAAACCAUAAGCAGAACAAAGAUGGUAACAUGCUAACCAGGGAGAUGAUCAAAGAACUCAAAAAGAAGGUGAUGAGGUGGGCCCAAGAAAAGUUUCAGGAGGAAGGUGAAGACCGGGACAUGGAUGGAGAGGGCUCUAAUGCAUCAAGGGAACAAGUGGAGGGCAGGGAUGCUCUGUCUUUCUGGACGAUUUGCAAUCACUGCAAAAUGUACUUUGAGUAUCAUAGGAUUUAUCAAAGUAACUUGCUCCUUUGCCAAAACUGUCACAAUCUUUUUAAUGCUUUAGAAGUUGCUCCACCGCCACAGGUUUCCAGGUCAUCCAGUAGGUCUUCUCUCCAGCAACAUUAAAAUUCAACAGCCCAUUCUUCAUCGAAGGGGAAGGGUUCUGCUGCUGCAUAGGUGGAUAGAGAAGUGGACCUCCAUGAUGCUAUAUGAGCUAGUUUAGAUUAAUCAAAAUUGGAAACAAAAGCCAUGUUUUAGCAACCUAUUUUCUUGUCUUAUAUGACUGACUAAACCUCUCCAAGCAAAUCCCUGUUUGAUUACUUUAGU